This is a messenger RNA of Sorex fumeus (smoky shrew), 1781 nucleotides long. It is a transcript of the gene CADM2, whose product is annotated as cell adhesion molecule 2. The transcript has 10 exons. NCBI's taxonomy places the organism in Eukaryota, Metazoa, Chordata, Mammalia, Eulipotyphla, Soricidae. Bases 1 to 1176 code for a protein of 391 amino acids. The record is from RefSeq and is a predicted model, not a curated record.
AUGCUAUGUGGAAUUUUGCUGUCGGCUGCUUCAAAGAGUAAAGUUAAAGGCAGCCAAGGGCAGUUUCCACUAACACAGAAUGUAACGGUUGUUGAAGGUGGAACUGCAAUUUUGACCUGCAGAGUUGAUCAAAAUGAUAACACCUCCCUCCAGUGGUCAAAUCCAGCUCAACAGACUCUGUACUUUGAUGACAAGAAAGCUUUAAGAGACAAUAGAAUCGAGCUGGUGCGGGCUUCCUGGCAUGAACUGAGUAUCAGUGUCAGUGAUGUAUCGCUUUCGGAUGAAGGACAGUACACCUGCUCUUUAUUUACAAUGCCUGUCAAAACUUCCAAGGCCUAUCUCACUGUUCUGGGUGUUCCUGACAAGCCUCAAAUUAGUGGAUUUUCAUCACCGGUGAUGGAGGGAGAUUUGAUGCAGCUGACUUGUAAAACAUCUGGUAGUAAACCUGCAGCAGAUAUAAGAUGGUUCAAAAAUGAUAAAGAGAUUAAAGAUGUGAAAUAUCUAAAAGAAGAGGAUGCCAAUCGUAAGACAUUCACUGUUAGUAGCACUCUGGAUUUUCGAGUGGACCGGAGUGAUGAUGGUGUGGCAGUGAUAUGCAGAGUAGACCACGAAUCCCUCAAUGCCACCCCACAAGUGGCAAUGCAGGUGCUAGAAAUACACUAUACACCAUCAGUCAAGAUUAUACCAUCCACUCCUUUUCCACAAGAAGGACAGCCUUUAAUUUUGACUUGUGAAUCCAAAGGAAAACCACUGCCAGAACCUGUUUUGUGGACAAAGGAUGGUGCAGAAUUACCGGAUCCUGACCGAAUGGUUGUGAGUGGCAGGGAGCUAAACAUUCUUUUCCUGAAUAAAACGGAUAAUGGUACUUAUCGAUGUGAAGCCACAAAUACAAUUGGCCAAAGCAGUGCAGAGUACGUUCUCAUUGUACAUGAUCCUAAUGCUCUGGCAGGCCAGACUGGUCCUGAUCAUGCUCUUAUAGGAGGAAUAGUGGCUGUAGUGGUGUUUGUCACACUGUGCUCUAUAUUUCUGCUUGGUCGAUAUCUGGCGAGACAUAAAGGAACGUAUUUAACAAAUGAAGCUAAAGGAGCUGAAGAUGCACCAGAUGCUGACACAGCCAUUAUCAAUGCUGAAGGCAGCCAAGUCAAUGCUGAAGAGAAAAAAGAGUAUUUCAUUUAAAAUGCAGGCCAAGAUUCUGAGUUUUACUUACCAGGCUGGCUGCUGGAGAAACUGGCUAUCAUCUUUCAGAAUUCAUUUCUACCAUCUUCUGCUACUUUUAUUAACUUCCAUUCUGUACUGCUCUCAGUAGCCAGUGUAUACCAACAAUCAGCUGUUGAAAGCAUCAUUCUUUUAUUACUGUACCAUCCACAAUGCAGGACAUUUCUUACUGCCUAAAUUCCACACCAUUGCUCUUUUAACAUACAGUGCUUGAAUAUACAGCCUUAACAAUGUUAAUCACCUCCUUGGAUCAUGGUAUUGAAUUGUUUUUAUACAUUGAAAAAAUGUAUGCCUAGUUUUUUUUUCUCCCUUUCAUUUCCCCCCUUUAAAUCAUAGACAUCGUCGGUUUGCCACUGGUCAGCUUUCACAAGGGAGGGGAUUAGGUAAAUACCUAAUCAGCUUAAGUUUAAUCAGAUUAGAGGUUUACAAAUGUUUUCUACAUGUCUAUUUUCAAAGACAUGUUUGAAAACAUAUGCCCUAGAAAACACAAACUGAAAACAUUGUAGUGUAGAUUCUGGAAUGUGAGAUUACACUGUAAGGCUGUAUCAAUUUUCUAUUUAAAUUUA